Molecule: messenger RNA, 6031 nt
Organism: Coregonus sp. 'balchen'
Lineage: Eukaryota; Metazoa; Chordata; Actinopteri; Salmoniformes; Salmonidae
Source: the annotation of a GenBank genome assembly
CUGAUAGCCUACUCUACAACAAUGACCAUACAAUGACCAAUGACGACCGUGUGCUGAUCUGUUAGAUAAGGAGAAGGGUCCGGGGCGUCUGAUGAAGAAGGGGUUUACUCUGAUCCUGGUGGGUCACAUUAACGUCAUCCUGGGAGCCAUCAUCCACGGUAGCAUCCUGCGCCACAUCUCUAAACCCAACGACCAGAUCACCACCGAGUUCACUGCCGUCAACAUCAUCUCUGUCACCUCCGGACUGCUGGUCAGUCAGAUAACUAUAUUAUGGGUUACCGUAGUAACAAUUAGUAAUAACAUGAUGUUAUAGAUAAAAACUGAAAUGUUCUGUUUCCAUUUUCAGAGCAUUGCAACAGGAAUCAUUGCCAUAUUGGUGUCAAGAAAUCUGUCAGUUUGGAAACUAGUAAGACCAUAACCAUCAAUAACAAGAAAAUAUAAUUUGUAAGAUACAAUGAACACCAUUAAGUCUGCAACUGUCACCUCUUCACCACCUCUCGUCAAAUUCUCCCCACCUCCUUCACAUCUCCCCUCUUUCCCUCCUCUCUCCUCCACCUAUUUCCCCGCUUUCUCUCUCUCUCCCCUCUAUUCCCCAACUCCAGCACAUAGGUCUUCUGAUUAGUUCUUUCCUGAAUGCCCUACUCUCUGCGGCCUGCGGUGUCGGGCUUCUAUUGGCUAUUAGCCUCACCAUUGCCAACGAGGGGCGGGGCCUCAUGUUGGGCUGCAACUUCACUGACCUGCCAAUCAACGCCCGCUCGCCAGUCAACGCAGACUGCCCCUUUGACAGCACACGGAUUUAUGUAAAUCUCUGUCUCUCGCUCUCUCUCCCUCUCUCUCUGCCCCUUUGACACCACACAAAUAUACAGAUGUCUCUCUCUCUACCUCAUAUAUAUAUAUAUAUACAGUGGGGAGAACAAGUAUUUGAUACACUGCCGAUUUUGCAGGUUUUCCUACUUACAAAGCAUGUAGAGGUCUGUAAUUUUUAUCAUAGGUACACUUCAACUGUGAGAGACGGAAUCUAAAACAAAAAUCCAGAAAAUCAUGUUGUAUGAUUUUUAAGUAAUUAAUUUGCAUUUUAUUGCAUGACAUAAGUAUUUGAUACAUCAGAAAAGCAGAACUUAAUAUUUGGUACAGAAACCUUUGUUUGCAAUUACAGAGAUCAUACGUUUCCUGUAGGUCUUGACCAGGUUUGCACACACUGCAGCAGGGAUUUUGGCCCACUCCUCCAUACAGACCUUCUCCAGAUCCUUCAGGUUUUGGGGCUGUCGCUGGGCAAUACGGACUUUCAGCUCCCUCCAAAGGGUUCAGGUCUGGAGACUGGCUAGGCCACUCCAGGACCUUGAGAUGCUUCUUACGGAGCCACUCCUUAGUUGCCCUGGCUGUGUGUGUCGGGUCGUUGUCAUGCUGGAAGACCCAGUCACGACCCAUCUUCAAUGCUCUUACUGAGGGAAGGAGGUUGUUGGCCAAGAUCUCACGAUACAUGGCCCCAUCCAUCCUCCCCUCAAUACGGUGCAGUCGUCCUGUCUCCUUUGCAGAAAAGCAUCCCCAAAGAAUGAUGUUUCCACCUCCAUGCUUCACGGUUGGGAUGGUGUUCUUGGGGUUGUACUCAUCCUUCUUCUUCCUCCAAACACGGCGAGUGGAGUUUAGACCAAAAAGCUAUAUUUUUGUCUCAUCAGACCACAUGACCUUCUCCCAUUCCUCCUCUGGAUCAUCCAGAUGGUCAUUGGCAAACUUCAGACGGGCCUGGACAUGCGCUGGCUUGAGCAGGGGGACCUUGCGUGCGCUGCAGGAUUUUAAUUUGUGACGGCGUAGUGUGUUACUAAUAGUUUUCUUUGAGACUGUGUCCCAGCUCUCUUCAGGUCAUUGACCAGGUCCUGCCGUGUAGUUCUGGGCUGAUCCCUCACCUUCCUCAUGAUCAUUGAUGCCCCACGAGGUGAGAUCUUGCAUGGAGCCCCAGACCGAGGGUGAUUGACCGUCAUCUUGAACUUCUUCCAUUUUCUAAUAAUUGCGCCAACAGUUGUUGCCUUCUCACCAAGCUGCUUGCCUAUUGUCCUGUAGCCCAUCCCAGCCUUGUGCAGGUCUACAAUUCUAUCCCUGAUGUCUUUACACAGCUCUCUGGUCUUGGCCAUUGUGGAGAGGUUGGAGUCUGUUUGAUUGAGUGUGUGGACAGGUGUCUUUUAUACAGGUAACGAGUUCAAACAGGUGCAGUUAAUACAGGUAAUGAGUGGAGAACAGGAGGGCUUCUUAAAGAAAAACUAACAGGUCUGUGAGAGACGGAAUUCUUACUGGUUGGUAGGUGAUCAAAUACUUAUGUCAUGCAAUAAAGUGCAAAUGAAUUACUUAAAAAUCAUACAAUGUGAUUUUCUGGAUUUUUGUUUUAGAUUCCGUCUCUCACAGUUGAAGUGUACCUAUUAUAAAAAUUACAGACCUCUACAUGCUUUGUAAGUAGGAAAACCUGCAAUAUCGGCAGUGUAUCAAAUACUUGUUCUCCCCACUGUAUAUAUAUACACACAUAUACACAUAUACACAUAUAUACAUACAGUACCAGUCAAAAGUUUCAAGGGUUUUUCUUUAUUUUCUACUAUUUUUUACAUUGUAGAAAAAUAGUGAAGACAUCAAAACUAUGAAAUAACACAUAUGGAAUCAUGUAGUAACCAAAAUAGUGUUAAACAAAUCAACAUUUAUUUGAGAUUCUUCAAAGUAGCCACCCUUUGCCUUGAUGUCAGCUUUGCACACUCUUGGCAUUUUCUCACCUGGAAUGCUUUUCCAACAGUCUUGAAGGAGUUCCUACAUAUGCUGAGCACUUGUUGGCUGCUUUUCCUUCACUUUGCAGUCCAACUAAUCCUAAACCAUCUCAAUUGGGUUGAGUUCAGGUGAUUGUGGAGGCCAGGUCAUCUGAUGUAGCACUCCAUCACUCUCCUUUUUGGUCAAAUAGCCCUUACACAGCCUGGAGGUGUGUUGGGUCAUUGUCCUGUUGAAAAAUAAAUGAUAGUCCCACUAAGCGCAAACCAGAUGGGAUGGCGUAUCGCUGCAGAAUGCUGUGGUAGCCAUGCUGGUUAAGUGUGCCUUGAAUUCUAAAUAAAUCACAGACAGUGUCACCAGCAAAGCACCCCCACACAAUCACACCUCCUCCUCCAUGCUUCACGGUGGGUACCACACAUGCGGAGAUCAUCCGUUCACCUACUCUGCGGCGUCUCACAAAGACACGGCGGUUGGAACCAAAAAUCUCAAAUUUCGACUCCAGACCAAAGGACAGAUUUCCACCGGUCUAAUGUCCAUUGCUGGUGUUUCUUGGCCCAAGCAAGUCUCUUCUUCUUAUUGGUGUCCUUUAGUAGUGGUUUCUUUGCAGCAAUUCGACCGUGAAGGCCUGAUUCACGCAGUCUCAUCUGAACAGUUGAUGUUGAUGUGUCUGUGACUUGAACUUUGUGAAGCAUUUAUUUGGGCUGCAAUUUCUGAGGCUGGUAACUGUAAUGAACUUAUCCUCUGCAGCAAAGGUAACUUUGGGUCUUCCUUUCCUGUGGCGGUCCUCAUGAGAGCCAGUUUCAUCAUAGCGCCUGAUGGUUUUUGCGACUGCACUUGAAUAAACUUUAAACGUUUUUGACAUUUUCCUUAUUGACUGACCAUCAUGUCUUAAAGUAAUGAUGGACUGUCGUUUCUCUUUGCUUAUUUGAGCUGUUCUUGCCAUACUAUGGACUUGGUCUUUUACCAAAUAGGGCUAUGUUCUGUAUACCCCCCCCCCCCCUACCUUGUCACAACACAACUGAUUGGCUCAAACGCACAACUGUUAAUUGAAAUGCAUUCCAGGUGACUACCUCAUGAAGCUGGUUGAGAGAAUGCCAAGAGUGUGCAAAGCUGUCAUCAAGGAUGGCUACUUUGUAGAAUCUCAAAUAUAUUUGGAUUUGUUUAACAUAUUUUUGGUUACUACAUGAUUCCAUAUGUGUCAUUUCAUAGUUUUGAUGUCUUCACUAUUAUUUUACAAUGUAGAAAAUAGUACAAAAAAAGAAAAACCCUGGAAUGAGUAGGUGUGUCCAAACUUUUGACUGGUACUGUAUAUAUAUGCACCUACCUUUCUCUCUCCUUCUCUCCAGGACACUACACUAUCUCUGUGGUUCCCAUGUGUACUUCUGGCUGGACUGGAAACAGCACUGUCUAUCUGGUGCUUCGUAGUGGGACUGGUACUGAGGGGCCUGGGACCCUGCUCACACACAUACCUCAAAGAACAGGUAACGCACACACACAUACACAUACACAUACACAUACACACACACACACACACACACACACACACAUACACACUGUUCUCCAUCUCUCCUGUCUCUGUGCCAGCUGGAGGAGGAGGCUCUGACCAAUAGGGCAGCGGCAGAUCCAGAGUACUCACCCCAGGGCCGGAGCCUGAUUGGACAACACUCUGCCUAUGCAUAGAAGACUGCCACAGACCAGGAGGUGAGGGUUCAGUCCACUGGUGCUUGAUCCUUCCACGAGCCUCUAGCCCCUUCUCCUUUCCCAUUGCUCUAGGUCAGGCUCAGUCCGGGUCUCAACUUACUGUUGAGAGUUAGAAUAGUAGAGUACACAAGGUGCAAUUUCGAAAUUUGGUUGUGCAUCAGCAGUUAUGUCAGUCACUGACAGUCACUCAAUUCGCCCAUGUCAGCUAACAUCUUUUAGUCUAGCAAGCUAUCUAAACUUGUACUAAUCAUGGUCAAAUUACAGACUGGGGGGGCCGCCAUUGAUUUUGUUAGUCACUCUCACUCAGAUAUCUCAUUUAAAACUGCAACAUUUUCUCUAAGGGGGGGGGGCAAAAUGUCACUUUUUGACUGCAUGUGUGGGUAUGGAUGUGGGUAUGCAGACCCGCGAGCCACUGUGGCCCCUCAUGAUGAGUUCAGAUUAUUUGUGGCUCCCACCACCAUCAACGUUUCCCAUCCCUGCUCUAGGUGGCGCCAUGGUGCCUAGUGGUGCUUGUUUUAGUGAAUACCAAAAACACAAGUAGUUCAUGGGAUAUGAUUGUGUAAUGACCAUUUUACCAUUUUAAUUAGAGGUUAUUUCUGUCCGGUAAACUAAAGUGCUAGCGUUUACAUGUACAGUAAUCCCUCGUUUAUCGCGGGGGUUACGUUCCGAAAAUGACCCGCGAUAAGUGAAAUCCGCGAAAUAGAAAACUUUUUAUUUUUUACAAUUAGCAACUAUUACAUGUAUACAAAUACAGUGACUCACGUGUAGGCCGUUUCGUCGACAUUAUGGGUUUAGAAGAUGUUCGAAAUUACAAGAUAAUUUGGCCAACUUAAUGUAAAUUUGCCAAGCUGUUUUAUGUACGUACACAUAACUGCACGAGACGACAAAAUGAUAGCACAAUUCGUAGCAUGUUUUGAUACAAGAAGCGGGAGUGAGUUUUUAGCGAAUCAGAAUGCAGAGCACAAUGCACCAAAAAAAAAAAAAAAAUGCAUUAUGAAAAUCCGCGAAAUAGCGAAUCCGCGAUAAGUGAACCGCGAAGUGGCGAGGGAUCACUGUAAUCUGCUUCCUUCAGAUCUGCCAAAACUAAAGCUAUUUUUUAACUGAGCUAAAGUAACAUCUCUCCUCAUGCUCUCUUGUCAACAGUGUUUGAUGACGAAGGUGUGACUGAACCUCUUCCUCUUCAGAGAACCUCCCUGGUGCCUUUACCUCCAUUCAUACCAAAGACUCUCCUCUCCCUCAACGUGAGCGGCUAGCUAGACUGUGAGAUGACAUUGUGUCUGUGUCUGCCUCAGAAUGUCCGUCCUCCCCUCGAUCCUCCGACAUUUCACAAAUGCAAAAUGACAAACGCCUGUAGUGUAGAGAUUAUUUAUGGAUCAAUAUCUUCGUUAUAGUAUUUCGCUACGAUCAUAUUUAAAUGAUUGCAUUUAAUCACAUUUAUCAUGCUUCAUGCUUUUUUCAUUUUCUGUACAUGUUAUUUCCUCCUUUUAACAGCAGCACACUGUUAUGUACUUUGUGAAAUUUAACAACUAACUCUCAGCCAAGCCAAAGAUUUUUGUUUUAUGACUCUACUCUUGUAUUUAAUUGCCAA